UGUCGUGAAAACCCCAAAACAUAUUUAUUGUGGGCAAGUAAGCACGAAUCCGAAUUGCGAUUGUCUUUAAUGUGUUUCAAUGGUGUACGCAUGAUUGAAACAAAUUAAUGAUGAUCGAAUUUGAACGUCCAAACAUCACCGACGGCAGUCAGGUGAUUGAUCACGAAGAGUUUCUUGAUCGCAUCAAGAAAACACUGUACUAUGGCUCUGCUAAGGUGCGGUGCACCAAAAUCAGCCGGCCACUGGCUGAUUACGCCGCGGAUGUGUUCUCCGAAACUCAUCGAGGCCACUCACUCAGUCGGUUGAACUUUGCGACCGUCGGCAAACUUACCGUGACGCCGUGUUCCCUCAUCUUGGCGAUGAUCUAUCUUGAUCGUUUGAACGCCACCGAUCCGACCUUUGUUCGACGUGUAACGCCAUCCGAAUUAUUUAUAGUGUCGAUGAUGGUGUCCACAAAAUUUUAUUGUGGCUACGACGAGGACAUUUAUUUAAGUGCCUGGGCAGAGUCGGGAAGUAUGACCCGCGAACAAAUGAAAUCAUUGGAGCUGGAAUUCUUAGACGCUAUGAACUGGAAGGCGUACGUAUCGAAGCAUGAUUUCUUCGCCAAACUGAAAUCGGUAGAGAAAGUUCUAGCCAAACGGCAAGGUUUAACGCGCGGCUGGUUGACGUACACAGAACUGAUCAAUUUCCUUCCCUCGUUCGCCAUGGCAAAGCAAUUGAUCCACUACACCACCGUAAUGGCUCUAAGCUACACGGCUAGCGUGAUGACCAUUGCGGGAGCCUUCCUGUUAGCUAGCAAUCUUCAACUACCUGGAAACCUGCUCUAUCGAGGAUCGACAAGCAUUGGCCGAGUGCAGCUUUCCGGCACUAGCAAGAUAUCCAACAGCUCUCAUCAAAGCGGGCUGGCGGAAGACUUGGCAGACGGGGCCGGUUUACCCAGUGAAACAGACACACUCGAAGACUGCAUCUUGGAUGGACCCAUAACCGCGUCGCAACUGCUAGCGAUGAACGAAACACUAAAAGACUGCGAGAAUGCUCUUUCUUCGGGACCCCGCCGGGAGCAGCUCAACGAAAAAUGGCAUGGUACAAACAAAUGGCGAGCCGAUUCGUACAUCCCGUAUCGCUACCCCCAUAUCCGCUUUAUUUGUGAUUCCACCGGAAGUAACACGGUCGUGUCACAAAUUGACUUUCUUCAUCCUGAUGAAGAACACCAGCGGCGUCCAGAGAAUGCGGUCGCAGAAUCCGAUGUCUACGCCGAACGAACCGAUCAAGGAUCUCAAAAUUGUUCGUACGACCAUUUCAUUCCACUUAUGCUCGACAAAGGUCCAUGGUGUCCGGACAGCGGGGAUCACGAAACGGCCGGCGGCAUGUAUAAGCACUACAGGCAAACCUACGAUAUGUUCAGUUCUUUUUUGAAAUUUUUGUAGCAUUCACAGAACCAGCAUCGGCAGUAGCUAGCGUAUUACUAACAUUCUGAAAGUGUUUCGUUUAGAGAAACUUGAAUAACAGCAUGAGUAGAAAUUUUGGAUUUUUUAUAAUCUUUAAGCAAUCCGUUUAUGAAAUCAAACUGUACCUUUCCGUUUUUGGAUAUUUCCAGUUUAUUUAAUAAUUUUAUUGUUUGUUGAAACUAAUCAGUUUCUCGCUUUCGUUCCCACGCAACGAAUGGCAACGUUCUUGGCAAAAUAAACUGUUUAAUCGAAUAUCAUGGA
Molecule: messenger RNA, 1709 nt
Organism: Anopheles cruzii
Lineage: Eukaryota; Metazoa; Arthropoda; Insecta; Diptera; Culicidae
Product: protein CNPPD1
Exons: 4
Coding region: 108-1427 (439 amino acids)
Biological process (GO): regulation of cyclin-dependent protein serine/threonine kinase activity
Cellular component (GO): cyclin-dependent protein kinase holoenzyme complex; nucleus
Molecular function (GO): protein kinase binding; cyclin-dependent protein serine/threonine kinase regulator activity
Source: RefSeq, a predicted model, not a curated record